Messenger RNA from Morchella importuna, 255 nucleotides. RefSeq lists its product as uncharacterized. The coding region runs from base 1 to 255 and encodes 84 amino acids. The transcript is spliced from 3 exons. NCBI's taxonomy places the organism in Eukaryota, Fungi, Ascomycota, Pezizomycetes, Pezizales, Morchellaceae. The record is from RefSeq and is a predicted model, not a curated record.
AUGGAUGAGAGGGAACCCAGCAGAAAAAUCUCCGAGGAUAAGGUGCAAGAUCCUACACGGCUCGUUUGCAUCCUGAACAUCUUCCGCUUUCCGCCGUCAUCCUCCUCGGUCAACUUGAAGCACAUCCUCUUGGCCGAGUCUAUUGUGCUCCUUCCUAUUUACCAUCCAGUCUCUGCACCACUUGACUACAUGUGUCGUACGAUAUUGCCAGAUGAACCUAUCAAACGGCCAAUCGGGCUUCUCCAGAGCCUGUAA